Messenger RNA from Polyodon spathula (Mississippi paddlefish), 1341 nucleotides. It is a transcript of the gene tagln3b, whose product is annotated as transgelin 3b. The coding region runs from base 381 to 980 and encodes 199 amino acids. Gene Ontology annotation, molecular function: protein binding. NCBI's taxonomy places the organism in Eukaryota, Metazoa, Chordata, Actinopteri, Acipenseriformes, Polyodontidae. The record is from RefSeq and is a predicted model, not a curated record. The transcript has 5 exons.
AACAAGUGUACAACACACAAUUCCAGUACAUACUGUAGUCUUCUGCACAUAAUAAAAAUAUCUUCGUUAACACAUUUAUUUAUUACGCUUUUUUUGUAGUGUUAUCAAUACCAACUGCACAUUUUCGCCCCGGUCCAUAUUCCCUUGGGGGUGCAGUGCGGUCAGAAGACUUGUCUUUGAUUCGUCCACUCAGCUGCGCCUCCCAGACCUACGGGAGAGUCACUGCCUCCUGACAGAAGAGGGAUGCUCGCUUCGCCACACCCCCCCUUUUUAAAGACCCGCUGGAUAGCAUCACAGAAGACAACACAAGCAGGACGACAGAGGGAGAGCUGGACCGGGACACAAAUUCACCGUUUAUCAUAAUAACACAACCCCACGACAUGGCAAACAGGGGACCAACCUACGGGCUGAGCAGAGAGGUACAGGAGAAGAUUGAUCAGAAGUACGACCCUGACCUGGAGGGCAUACUGGUGGACUGGAUCAUCGCUCAGUGUGGAGGGAACAUGGACCGUCCUCAAGCGGGGAAAGCACACUUCCAGGCCUGGCUAAUGGACGGGACAUUGCUCUGCAGGCUGAUAAACAGCCUCUAUCCACGGGGCAAGGAGCCCAUCAAGAAGAUCCCAGACACACAGAUGGCCUUCAAACAGAUGGAGAAGAUCUCUCAGUUUCUCAAAGCUGCGGAGGCCUACGGAGUUAUCACCACGGACAUCUUCCAGACAGUAGAUCUGUGGGAAGGUAAAGACAUGGCUGCAGUGCAGAGGACGCUUGUGGCUCUAGGCAGCGUGGCGUUAACUAAGGAUGAUGGAUUUUAUCGGGGAGACCGUAGUUGGUUCCACAGGAAAGCACAAGGGAACCGGCGAGAGUUCUCCGAGGAGCAGCUUCGCCAGGGCCAGAGCUUGAUCGGGCUCCAGAUGGGCAGCAACCGGGGGGCUUCGCAGUCGGGCAUGACGGGGUACGGGAUGCCAAGACAGAUCAUGUAACCCCUCACUGCGCCUCGCUGCAGGAGCAUGGAAAGAGACUCGAGCAGCCCCAACCUUAAAGCCUGGCCCAACUGCCUUGGAUGUCAGGGGUCUGUGUAACGAAGCCAUGACCUGGAAAAAGGAUGUGUUAUACUGGGUGUAUCUCGCUCUCUAGCUACAGUUAUGGCCACAAGUUUGGCAUCGCUACAAUUUUAGGAUUUAGGACUAUAAAUAUUAUUUAUAUUUUGUUUAACAUCAUGUAAUCAAAGACAGUACAAAAUGAUACCGCAGUGGUUUACCGGAAGACAUAAUAGUACAGUAUUUAAUGUUCAAUUUCGAAAGGUCACAUUUUUCCAUUUGUCACUUUUUUGUUAAGUAUAUG